This is a messenger RNA of Acomys russatus (golden spiny mouse), 1371 nucleotides long. It is a transcript of the gene Tex44, whose product is annotated as testis expressed 44. The coding region runs from base 1 to 1326 and encodes 441 amino acids. The transcript has a single exon. The record is from RefSeq and is a predicted model, not a curated record. Lineage: Eukaryota; Metazoa; Chordata; Mammalia; Rodentia; Muridae.
AUGACCACCGGGCCCUUGGAAGAGGCUGAAGCCAACAGCAAGCCUGUGUAUAAUCUUCCCAAGGCUGCCCUGGGCAAUGAAGCUGAUGAAAACUCUGCAGACGUACCUGGAAAGUCCCAGAGUCUAGACUUCCUGCCUGAUGACGUCCAACCAGUAGACAACACUACAGCACUCACUGAACAGGAGGAUGUAGACCAGACCUCUGUGGGAUUGACCAUCAUCGCAGAGGAAGAUGAAGAUCAGGAAUCCUUUCAGUCCUUCACAGAACAGGAUGAAGGCCCGGCCUCCGCGCAGAUGGCCACCUUCAGGGAACAGGAUGGGGAUCAGGCCUCUGUGCCGAUGGCCACCUCCAUAAGGCAAGAUAUAGAGUCAUCCAUCUCCAUGGCUGUUUCUGGGGACAAAGAUGAGAUCCCAGAUGCUCCAAACCAGCACCAGGAGAACCUUGAAGAAGUCACAUCUCUGUUGCCCCAAGCCUCAGGUACUCUGCAAGUGUUUGUGGGCUUCCAGAACCCGGUGUGGGACAGGCUGGCUGAAAAUAACCGUACAAGUCGGAGCCGUACAGUUUCCCCAAGUAACUCCCAGAACCAGGAAAAGACACCAGGAAACCCAGAGAUAGCUCCAAAUGCUGAUGUCCCAUCUGUCCUGCCUGAAAAUGUCCAGCCUUCUAUGGGAGCUACUGGCCCAUCCACUUUGGAUACCAGUAGUCCUGGCCUAGAGCCCACAGGUACCAUCAAGCCUGCUGAGCAGGAAGCUGAAAGUUUCAAGGCCUUGAACCCUGAGAGCAAAGCUAACCCCCCAUGGCUGACUGGUGAGGAUUUAGCUGCUGACUCAAGGAUUCCACAGACCCCACCUUCCCCAAGCAAUCCACCUCCCUCUCCGGAUCCCUGCCAGGUGGCCUUGAACAGGAAUGUUUUGGAUCCCAGUCUGUAUAGGCCUGUGGUGGAUAAUGACUACAUGCGCUCCAUGACCAGCCUGCUGGGCGGUGGAGAGGGCUCCAUCAGCUCCCUUGCAGACAUUCUGGUGUGGUCAGACACAGCCACAAGCAUGGGUUUGGCUAUGGGCAUUCUGGCCUCUGGCCACAGCUCUCCAGCUGACAGGCUACAAGAGGAGGGUCCCAGUCUUCGCACCAUCUCCAGCCUGUUGAACAAUGCCAGGUCAGCUUUCCGUUCCGGGCUGGUGGUUAGAACCGGCUCGGCCCUGCGCUCUGUCACGCACCUGCUGGAGUCCGUGGAGAGACGAACUAUGGAAGGCAUCCGGUCAGCUUUACGCUACCUGGCCAAUCACUUCACCCCACACUGGGCCCGCCCUGGCUCCAAUGGCAACUAGACUAGCAAGCGCCCCUGCUCCCUCCCCACCCCUGCACUAGAUAAU